AUCUGAUGAUGAUCGUGUAUUGACAGUUGCUUUGAUCUCUUGAAUCACCUUGGCUCUUGUAUAACCAACAGUUGCCAAAGCAUCCCCAGGUUUGGCUCGCCCUAGACUUUGCAUAUUCCUGCACUUUCUACGACUCUACACCAACACACAAUGGAAUACAUCUUUGGAGCGAGUGGUAACAAUGCCAUUGGAAACAGGAAGCUGCAGGUGCGUAUCGGUCCAUCAAUACACUCACUCACCAUAUGCAACCCAAACGACGAAGUCACUCCCCAUUUUAUCGACUCUCCAUAUUUUGUUGGUCACAUCGUUGUGCGUAUCAAGGACUUUCGAGGCAUUACUCCCAAAGACCAGCCCAUCAAGCAGGCUACAGAAUACUUUGGAACCAAGAAGCGUCUAUUUGCCUUGCAAGUCUGUGGCAGGUUUAAGCAUGAAUACAUGGCAGAUGAUAUCAUGUUUGGUGCCGAAUUUGAGCGAAAGGUGGUUCCGCCUACUGGGUCAUGGGUUGCACUCAAGUUUGCAAACUUGAUUGAUCCAGCAUUGCAAGCAGAUGUUUAUGCCGAAAAGCCGUGGCUGUUUAGUCCUAUUUUAUGCUCCAUGAAUAUAGUCAACGUAACUAAAUCAUCGCAAGCCAUUUCUGGUGCAGCACCACUUGAUCCCGCCUAUGUCAAGAAGAUAGGCGAGACUUCUGUUUCGUCGAAACUGUCAUCUGCAAGUGCAAAUCCGAAUCUUUUGGCUGGGCCUGACACUUCAUUCAAGCGAUCUCCCGAGUCUGAAAUCUCAAUGUCCACUGCGACUGUAGUAAGCAAACCAUCGCCUACUGAGCUUCUUGGAGAAUGGUUGUGGAGUGGGUCAAACGAACUUGUGGAAAACAAUACUUUGCUAUCCAUUGAUGACAAGGAAGCCACAUUUCCUUCAGACUCUAUUUCCAAAAGAAGAAAAUACUACCAAAAGGCCAAGGUUAGAAAGAACACUAUUUUCCGACCUGAAAAUAUCUAUAAUUUUGAGAUCUUUGCACCCUUUAUUGAUUUAAACACAUUUGAUCUUAACCUCGGUAUCAGCAUGAACCUGUUGCGAUAUCUCAAGAGACAGCCUUUGCGGCUAAUGGCCAAGUCACAGUCCAAAAACAUCUAUUUGUUUGUGGUCGAGUUUGAUCUUGUAAAAACAUCCGACUCUGAUUCUGAGGAACUGGAAUAUGACACAGAAACGCCUGAAGAAGAACCUGUUUCUGACAGACAAAAUCCGUUGCCAGAGGAGCAUGAUGACAGCAAUAGACCCACUCUUGAAGCCGCCUGAAAUUGAGUUUUUUAUAAUGGUAUGGUUUGCGUGGUCAAGGACCAGUGGGAAUUGCGUAGGCUACAGAUGAUAGAUGUAGCAUGCAUUAUGUCUGGCCAACUUCGUGAAUUAACACAGACUCGGAUCAAUAAAAGAUGGUUGAACACAAUG
Messenger RNA from Batrachochytrium dendrobatidis JAM81, 1443 nucleotides. RefSeq lists its product as uncharacterized. Bases 151 to 1293 code for a protein of 380 amino acids. The transcript is spliced from 3 exons. NCBI's taxonomy places the organism in Eukaryota, Fungi, Chytridiomycota, Chytridiomycetes, Rhizophydiales. The record is from RefSeq and is a predicted model, not a curated record.